Messenger RNA from Drechmeria coniospora, 1002 nucleotides. RefSeq names its product 60S ribosomal protein L4 precursor. Gene Ontology annotation, biological process: translation. The record is from RefSeq and is a predicted model, not a curated record. Gene Ontology annotation, cellular component: ribosome. Lineage: Eukaryota; Fungi; Ascomycota; Sordariomycetes; Hypocreales; Ophiocordycipitaceae. Gene Ontology annotation, molecular function: structural constituent of ribosome. The transcript is spliced from 2 exons. The coding region runs from base 1 to 1002 and encodes 333 amino acids.
AUGGCAUCCAAGCGUGUCGGCUGCCUUGCUGAGGCCAUGGCUUCGCUUCGCCUCGCUGCCCAGGUCCAGCUUCUCAUCGGCAAGCCGUUUGUUCGUUCCAUGGCCACCGAGGCUCACACGCGGGAAACGGUCCGUCCAGGGCCCGGCUCCGAUACGCAGUCCAUCCUGCAGUCCUGGAACCCAGGUAACUCGGAGCCCUCUCGCUUCCCCGUGGACCGUCCUCGUCUGACAUGUCGCCAAGUCUCGACCGUUCCCCUCACGAUACACAGCUUUCCCUCUCUCGAACCCGUUUCCCUCGAGCAAUGGUCCGUCCAGCACCUCCACCUCCCCAUGCGGCGCGACCUCCUGCACCACGCCGUCGUGUUCGAAGGCGACUCGACGCGCCAGGGCACCGCCUCCUCCAAGACGCGUUUCGACGUCCACGGCUCCCACCGCAAGAUCCGGCCGCAAAAGGGCAGCGGCCGUGCCCGUCUCGGCACGAAGCAGAGCCCCGUGCUGCGCGGCGGCGGCAAGACGUUCGGCCCGCACCCGCGCGACUUCUCGUCCCGCCUCAACCGAAAAGUCUACGACAAGGCCUGGCGGACGGCGCUGAGCUACCGCUACCGCAGGGGCGAGCUUCUCGUCUGCGAAGAUGGCAUGGAGCUCGCCGUGCCGACCGAUUUUGACAUGGUCGCCGACAAGUACCUCAAGGACGGCCUGCGCGAGAGCUACCUGCAAAAAUACAUGGAAGCCGUCCUGCGGACGCUGGGGCUCGGCCGUGCCGGUGGCCGCACCCUCUUCGUCACGGGUGACGGGAGCCACAGGCUGCGUGACGCCAUGCAACAGGUACCUUGGGACGGUCGGGCGCUGAACCUCGAGGACGUCGACAUCAAGGACCUGCUCGAGACGGGCAAGGUCAUCUUGGAGCGGAGCACUCUUCGGGAGAUGAUGGAGCGGCACCAGAGCGACCUCGUCAACCGGGUGUGCGUGGGUGGUGUUUCGCUCGGGGAAGGGAAACCGUGA